AUGGUUCCAAAACCCAUUCCAUUCCCGGGCUUCACCCCGAUAUCUGAUCGAGUAUACCUUCGCAAUGGUCACGAGAAGGCCAAACCAGCUCCAGCCGACGAGCCAACAACGAUUAUCAUUUCCGGCUGGGGCGACGGCAUGCCGAAACACGUUACCAAAUAUUCCGACGGCUACCAUGAGCUCUACCCAUCCGCGCGGAUCAUCGUUAUCCUAUCGACUACCUUCCAGGCCACCAACCAACCAGAGGAAGCCAGAAUCCAGGCCAUGAUGCCGGUCGUCGACACCGUCUUCCCUACGCCAACCGGCAGCGGAAACGAAAAGGAGCGCCUUCUCCUGCAUGCCAUGUCAAAUACAGGCGCCAUUUUCACUGCCUCCAUCGUCGUCGCGUAUCAGCGACGCUAUGGAACAGACAAGCCAUUCCCCCACGAGCUCUUAGUGCUGGACUCCACGCCUGGAAGUCUGGACUUCACGUCUCAGGUUACCCGGUGGUCGCGUGCCAUGGCGGUCGGCACGGCCAAGUUCUUCCCUUGGUCCUUCAUUAUCACACAUGGUCUGUGGUAUGCUUUCCUCUGGGCGAAUUUCCUGUGGCAACUCUUGAGCGGUUCCGUGUCUUCGGGCGUUUGGGCGGAUGGAAUCAUAAAUGAUAAGUCUUGCGUCGCGGCCGGUUCUAGCAGGGUUUACCUUUACUCUAAGGAAGAUGAGAUUAUUGGUUACAAGGAUUUGGAGGAGAAUGUCGCCCAUGCCAGGACAUUAGGCUAUUCGGCUGAUCUUGAGAUGUUUGAGGGCUCGCCGCAUGUCGGCCAUAUGAGACUUCAUCCUGAACAAUAUUGGAAUAAAAUUUCCAGCUCAUGGAAGCAGGCCAUUGCGAAAUAA
Molecule: messenger RNA, 873 nt
Organism: Penicillium roqueforti
Lineage: Eukaryota; Fungi; Ascomycota; Eurotiomycetes; Eurotiales; Aspergillaceae
Product: TMEM53 family protein
Exons: 1
Coding region: 1-873 (290 amino acids)
Source: RefSeq, a predicted model, not a curated record